Messenger RNA from Penicillium atrosanguineum, 915 nucleotides. Its product is annotated as RIO-like kinase. The transcript has 3 exons. The record is from RefSeq and is a predicted model, not a curated record. The coding region runs from base 1 to 915 and encodes 304 amino acids. Lineage: Eukaryota; Fungi; Ascomycota; Eurotiomycetes; Eurotiales; Aspergillaceae.
AUGACCUUCCGAGCAUCCGAUCCUCCGAGGCGCCGGCGUCUUCACAGGUGGGUCGGAGGCAAGCCCAGCACUGCGAACGAUGUGCAGGUCCAGAAACCGCUUUAUAUGACCACCGAGGCGGCAUUCUCCGUACAUGGAAUUCAAAGAGUACCCCAGAAUCCUCCAGUGCCAUAUGGCCAACCUCAAAAUGCUGCAACAGCAUCCAUACUCCAGUUGCCUCCACGACACACCCCGGUCGCACCACCUGCAACACACCCUUAUGUCGCACGAGGAUCCCCGUACCAGACCGUCCACCAUUCCACCCAGAAACCAUGGGCUUCGUAUACGAAUCUAACCCAAUCCGUUUCCAGUUUCGUAUCGCAUACAACAGGAAAGGCCAAUGCGACCAUCUUGGAUCUUGAGAAUCUCGUUUUGAGAAGUCUGAGAGGCGGCUUGAAUGUGCACGAGGCUACUGCGGAGCUCUUCAAUCAAGUCAUCACCCUUACUGAUACUGGGUUGCUUUGCGGGAAAGAAAAUGAGCUCCAGAAGCCUUCGGCGUCAUUGGAUUAUUUCUCCAAGGUUUAUCUCUACGAAAACUCAAGAUUAUCGCCACAUUUACAAGCCCUGAAGUUUUACCCUGCGACUUAUCCUCUACUUCGACUUGCGGCUCAGUAUUCCCGACGUGUCUAUGAUAAACCCAGUGGACAAGAGCGGCACUCAUAUGUGAGCUCUGAUUGGCGACAAGGGACAAAAGCCAUGGUAAUCAAAUCUCUGCCUAUUGACGACAUGAACACAAUCGUCUUUGCUAUUCGUGGCACUCAGAGCUUCCUCGACUGGGCCGUGAAUGUCAAUGCGGCGCCAGUUUCACCAUCAGGCUUCCUCGAUGACCCAGCAAAUUGUUGUCAUGCCGGAUUUCUCUCGGUGGCUCGAAAAUGA